Messenger RNA from Rosa rugosa (rugosa rose), 3123 nucleotides. RefSeq names its product probable LRR receptor-like serine/threonine-protein kinase At3g47570. Gene Ontology annotation, biological process: protein phosphorylation. Gene Ontology annotation, molecular function: ATP binding; protein binding; protein kinase activity. Lineage: Eukaryota; Viridiplantae; Streptophyta; Magnoliopsida; Rosales; Rosaceae. The coding region runs from base 1 to 3123 and encodes 1040 amino acids. The transcript is spliced from 2 exons. The record is from RefSeq and is a predicted model, not a curated record.
AUGGAGCUAGUUCAUAUACCCACCAUCUGCUCUCUAUACCUUCAUGUGCUUACCAUUCUUCUUUUCAUUAUCUUUUCCAAACCUACCAACGUUGCAGACGCGUUGAGCAAUGAAACCGAUCGAUUCGCUUUGCUCAAGCUCAAAGAAUCCAUAGUCACUGACCCACAAAGAUUAUUGAACUCAUGGAACGAAUCCAUUCACUUUUGCAAAUGGCAAGGAAUUACUUGCAACACAAGGCAUCAAAGAGUAACAGCCUUGAACCUACAAAGCUCCGAUUUGCAUGGCACCAUCUCACCUUACAUUGGCAACCUCUCCUUUCUCAGGACAUUCAACCUUCAAAACAACAGCUUCUUUGGCAAGAUUCCACAGCAAGUUGAUCUCUUGUUCAGACUACGGAUUCUCGCUCUAACUUUCAACAUGUUGGAGGGGGGAAUUCCGGUUAACCUGACAUUCUGCUCUGAACUGAGCAAAAUAAAUUUUGGAAGAAACCGCCUUACCGGCAAAAUUCCAUUGGAGAUUGGUUCAUUGAUGAAGCUUGUGGAUCUUAAUCUUGAGGUAAACAAUCUGUCGGGAGGUAUCCCCCCUUCCUUGGGAAAUCUUUCAUCACUCACAUCGCUUUCCUUGUCCGGUAAUAACUUGGUGGGCGAUGUUCCAGGGGAACUAGGUGUAUUGAAAAGUUUGUCUUUCUUCGGAAUUAGUAUGAAUAAUCUCUCUGGUAUGAUCCCUCCCUCCCUUUUUAACAUAUCAUCUAUGCAAAUCUUCGGAAUAACCGUUAAUAAUUUUAAGGGAAGUAUUCCGCCUGGUGUAGGCUUAAACAUGCCCAAUCUCCAAAAAAUGUACCUCGGCGGAAAUGAAUUCUCUGGACAAAUCCCAGCUUCAUUUUCCAAUACUUCUCAGCUUCAAGUACUUGAUAUGGGCAUAAACAAUUUUGUGGGUCAAGUUCCUAAAAUUUUUGGAAAUCUUCUAGAUCUCAGGUGGCUCUAUAUAGGUGGAAAUAAUCUGGGAAGUAAUUCCAUCAAUGACUUGGGUUUCAUAACAUCAUUGACAAAUUGCAGCAAACUGAAGCUUCUUGAUUUCGACUCCAACAAUUUUGGAGGUGUUUUGCCCAAUUCUGUAGCCAAUUUGUCUAUCCAACUUGAUACAUUCUACCUUGGAAACAAUCAAAUAUCAGGAAUGAUUCCUUCAACAUUUGAAAAUCUAAACAAUUUAAUAGUGUUGGGCCUGAAUGAGAACCUGUUCACAGGUGUCAUUCCUAGCUCUCUUGGCAAGUUGCAAAAGCUGCAACGAUUGGGUUUACAUAGAAACAGAUUAUCAGGGCAAACCCCAUCUUUCAUAGGAAACCUCACUAAUUUGUUUCAACUCGAGUUAUCUGGAAAUAAACUAGAGGGAAGACUUCCUCCAAGCAUUCCUCCAAAUUUGCAGAAUUUGGGCAUUUCGCAGAAUAGGCUUAGUGGAGAUAUUCCACCCGAUUUUAUUGGUCUUUCCUCAUUUCUCUAUCUCAACUUAUCACAAAACUCACUAACUGGUAGUCUGCCCGUAGAAGUGGGUAAGUUGAAGAAUCUCAGGGCACUGGACAUCUCUGGAAACAACUUGACGGGAGAAAUUCCAGAAACCGUUGGGGAAUGUCAAAGCCUUGAAUAUCUUUACUUACAAGAAAAUCUCUUUCAAGGUAUGAUACCUUCUUCUUUGGCUACUUUGAGAGGUAUUCAGUAUCUAGAUCUUUCACGAAACAAUUUGUCCGGACAAAUUCCAAACGACCUACAGAAACUUCCAUUCCUGCUAUAUUUGAACCUUUCUUUCAAUAAUUUGGAGGGUGAGGUACCAAAUGAAGGAGCCUUUCGAAAUGCAAGCGCAAUUUCAUUAGUUGGAAAUACUAAACUUUGUGGUGGUGUUUCGGAAUUGCACCUACCAGCAUGCCCGGUAAAUGUAUCAAAGCAGAGAAAGGCGCAUGGUUUCAUACUAAAGCUCACGAUUUCUUCCGUUGUUGGAUGCUUUCUUCUAUUUGCAAUCUUAUUUGUUCUUUGUUGGAGGAGAAAACAGAAGAAGAAACCAUUAUCUGCAGAAUCAUCAAUCAGUUUCCUUUCAAAGGUUUCCUACCAGACAAUUUUUCAAGCUACCGGCGGAUUCUCCAGAAGCGCUUUAAUUGGAUCAGGCAGUUUUGGCUCUGUAUACAAAGGGAUUCUUGACCAGGAAGAAAACAAGGUAGUUGCCAUAAAGGUCCUCAACCUUCAACAGAAAGGAGCUUCCAAGAGUUUCACAUCAGAAUGCAAUGCACUGAGAAAUAUCCGGCACAGAAAUCUUGUGAAGAUCCUAACGUGUUGCUCCAGCAUGGAUCACAAUGGUAAUGAAUUCAAAGCGCUAGUGUUUGAAUAUAUGUCAAACGGAAGCUUAGAGGAGUGGCUGCACGGUGAAGACCAAUCAAGUAGCUUGAACCUUCUUCAACGAUUGAACAUUGCUGUUGACGUGGCUUCUGCAUUAUGUUAUCUUCAUGACCAUUGUGAACCACAAAUCAUUCACCGUGACAUGAAGCCAAGUAACAUUCUUCUUGACGAUGACAUGGUUGCUCGUGUUGGUGAUUUUGGGUUAGCAAGACUCAUCAAGGACUCCUCUCAAAAUCAAAGUAGCACAGUUGGAAUGAAGGGAACGAUCGGUUAUGCUGCUCCAGAGUACGCUAGUGGUGUGGAGGCAUCAAAACAAGGAGAUGUAUAUAGUUAUGGGAUCCUUGUAUUGGAAAUGUUCACAGGAAGACGGCCCACCAACGAAUUGUUCAAAGACGGUUUGAAUCUCCACAACUUUGUUAAGACGGCCAUACCAGGAAGACUUGUGCAGAUUGUGGACCCUGCUCUCCUAGACGAGACAGCAACUGCAGCAACAGAAAAUGAAGUGACCAACACGAGUCGUUACAACAACGAAAUUGAAAUAGAAGAACAAAACACUGACUCUGAGAAUUUGAAUGCUUAUCUGUGGAACUGCAUUUUUCCUAUCCUUAAGAUCGGACUUGCAUGCUCGGAAGAAUUACCGAGGAACAGAAUGUCUAUGGAGGAUGUACACAAGGACCUACACCAUAUACAAAAAGCUUACAAUGGUGUUCAGAUCCGUCAAGAGAGACCAAGAAGAAGAUAG